AUGGGCGUUCAAGAUCAACCCGCCGAGGUCGAGUUUUGUACCUUGGGAAUGUUUAUAAUUGAUGAGAUUGAUUUUGGCGAUUCAAGACCCGGAGUCAAGAACGUUCUCGGUGGAGCAGCAUCGUUCGCUGUCGUGGGUGCUCGCUUGGUCUCGGGCUCGAAGUAUGCACGAUCUGUAAGCUGGAUCGUGGAUGUCGGCUCUGAUUUCCCUGCGGAGACGCUUGAUGUGAUCAAGUCGUGGAACACAGACUGCCUAUUUCGAGAGGAUCAUAGCAGACUCACAACGAGAGCCUGGAAUGGGUACCAUCCCAACGAAAAACGAGACUUCAAAUAUUUGACUCCGAAAUUGAGACUUGAGCCUGAGAUGCUGUCUGAUACGCAGGUGUGGUCUAAAACAUUCCAUAUGGUCUGUUCUGCGUCUCGAUGCAUGUCUAUAGUGCAAAAUAUUCUGGAGCGUCGAGAUGAGUUGCGGAAGGCGGGAAAGGCACCGUCUGCCGCGCAUGCUACCAAGCGCCCUAUCUUUGUUUGGGAACCGGUUCCUGAUCUCUGUACCCCGGAAGAACAAGACAAGUUUCUCGCCGCAAAUAAGGUUGUGGAUGUUGUAAGUCCUAAUCACAUGGAGCUCGGCAUGAUGUUUGAUCAGCCUGGGUGGUCCGAGGAGAGUCAAUCAGGCCAGCAGCUGGUCCGAAGGAUUACAGACUCCGGUAUUGGUCCCGAUGGAAAUGGCAUGCUGGUUAUUAGAGCAGGAAAGGACGGUAGCUACGCCUACUCCAAAUCUUGCAAGAUCUGGCUCCCCGCAUAUCAUCAACCCGAUGGUUCAGUUGCUACGCCCGUACUUGACCCUACGGGAGCAGGCAAUUCUUUCCUAGGUGCUCUAGCCCAAGGCAUGGUUACUGAAGGCCGAGAACCCUUCCACGUCAUUGACUCUGUUCUAUCGAAUUCUAAGACGUGGAUGAAGGUCCUUGACUCUUGGGAUGAUCACCAAUAUCAUCCUAUGGCACUGAUUUGCGCAACCGUCGCAGCUGGAUUUGUGGUCGAGCAGAUCGGUGUGCCACAGAUCGCCGUUGAUGGAAGCGGAAAGGAAUUAUGGAAUCAAACUGAAUUCACGGAACGUGUCCGCCUGUACACGCAGCGAUUAUUGGGAACACUUGAAGAGUCUCCUCAGAGACACCUGUUGAUCAAUUGA
Molecule: messenger RNA, 1185 nt
Organism: Penicillium paradoxum
Lineage: Eukaryota; Fungi; Ascomycota; Eurotiomycetes; Eurotiales; Aspergillaceae
Product: ribokinase family protein
Exons: 3
Coding region: 1-1185 (394 amino acids)
Source: RefSeq, a predicted model, not a curated record